This is a messenger RNA of Cryptococcus wingfieldii CBS 7118, 447 nucleotides long. RefSeq lists its product as hypothetical. The transcript has 3 exons. NCBI's taxonomy places the organism in Eukaryota, Fungi, Basidiomycota, Tremellomycetes, Tremellales, Cryptococcaceae. The coding region runs from base 1 to 447 and encodes 148 amino acids. The record is from RefSeq and is a predicted model, not a curated record.
AUGCCCACCUCCGCCGACGACGAUGCUCCUUCUGCCCAGGCUAUACCCCCCCCACCCCCCAGUCGACCCCGGACCCCGGUGCACUUCCCCCACGCCCCCAUCGGCACCCCCCCCCCAACCCCAACUACCCCUCUCACACACCUCUCUCUCUCGAGAAAAAAAAACCCCUCUCGACAAUCUUCCGUCUCCCACGCCCCCAUCCACACCGCUUCCGACAUCGAGCUCGGCCUCCAAACCUACAACCGCAUUGCUCCCCCUAUCACCACCGCCACCGCCACCAACGCCAACGCCAACGCCAAGGGUCAGAGAAAGGCCCCGAGGUGGGUGGCGUAUGUGGCAGCGUCGGUUUUUAUGGGGGGGGGGGGGGUCGUUGUGGGAUCGGUCGUUCGGUUGGUUUAUUAUAUGACCAAGCACCGCGAUGUGAGGAGUUGGACUUGGGGGAGAUGA